Molecule: messenger RNA, 333 nt
Organism: Culex quinquefasciatus (southern house mosquito)
Lineage: Eukaryota; Metazoa; Arthropoda; Insecta; Diptera; Culicidae
Product: endocuticle structural glycoprotein ABD-5
Exons: 4
Coding region: 1-333 (110 amino acids)
Source: RefSeq, a predicted model, not a curated record
AUGUCGACCAUUAGUUUGGGUCGUGAUGAGCAAGUUACGGUGAUUAAAGAAUUCAACAACCACGGGACAGAUGAGUUCAACUGGAGCUACGAACUGAGUGAUGGUCGAGAGGUGCGCCAGAACGCAUACUUGAACGAACUUCCGGACGGUACCCGGUUCUUGCAGGUCAACGGCGUCUACAGCUACCGCGGUCCCAACGGUGUGAAGUACUCUGUAAGUUAUUACGUAGAUGAAAAUGGAUACCAUCCGACUUUGGUAGUUGGAGAUGAAGAUUUGUCACCAAAACCUCCUCAUCUAAUCGAUCCGAAGGUAUUGGAAUCCUUGGUGAGAUAA